AAUAAAAAAUAAAAUAAAACCUCUAUUAUAGCCUUAUUUACUUAUCCUUCUUGUCUUUACUAAUUAUGGCUUAUUCAUCUUUCAUAAUCCCUUUUUCCUUGCUAAUAUUAUUUCCACAAUAUCUCCACCUUGCAAAAUCCCAACAAAAGCUCUGCCGGAAAUCAUGCGGCGGAGUUCCGAUUCAGUACCCAUUCGGCGUCGACGACGGCUGCGGCAGCCCAUACUACCGCCGCAUCGUCAAGUGCACCGCCGCCGGCGAGCUUCAGCUCCUCACCCCUUCCGGCAAGUACCCCAUUAAGAACGUCACCUACUCCGGCGACGACCCGCACAUUGUCAUCUCCGACCCCUUCAUGUGGAGCUGCCGUGACGGCGGCCGUUUCCGGCCGCCGCGGCCCUUCAGCCUCGACACCAGCACCCGGUUCUCCCUCUCCCCGGAGACCGAGUACCUCUUCUUCAAUUGCAGUACCGACGAGGUAGCCGUCGAAUCGAAGCCGCAUUUCUGCCGCCGGUUCCCGGAGGAGUGCGACUCCGUGUGCGACAGCGGGAGCUUCCUGUGCAGGAACCUCCCGGAGUGCCCUGGGGCGCUGCGCGGCGGAUCUUGCUGCGCCUACUACCCGGAGGCGGCAGAGUCGCUGAGGAUAAUGCUGCGGCAUUGCGCCGCCUACACCGGCGUUUACUGGAAGAACAUCGGCGGUGGCGGCGGCAAGGCGGGGGCGGCGUUCAGCCAGGUGCCGGAGUACGGGGUGCGGGUGGAUUUUGAAAUUCCGGUGACGGCGAAGUGCUUGGAGUGCGAGGGCGGCGGCAAGGGCGGCGGGACUUGUGGGUUCGAUACUCAGAACCAGAGUUUCCUCUGCUUGUGUCACAAAAGAAAUAGCACCACUAAUUGUCAUGAUAUUGAGCAUAAAAUCUCUAAAGCAGCAGUAGCCGGAGUAUCAAUAGCCGUGUCGGUGGUGGUGGCGGUGGGAGUAGGGAUGGGAGUAUGGUACUUUAGAAGAGUGAGAGCAAAAGCUCCGGUCACACACGGCGUUCAGACGAACGACAACCGCCUCUUCUAGUCGAUGCCCUUACUAGACACAUACAACAUGUUCCUCUCCAUUUUGGUGUCUUAGUAUAGGCCCACAUUUUGUAUUGGACAACUUGAUUUUACAAUUUACAAUGGAGCAUGCUACAUGUACUCAAAAUUUGUACCCCAUUUGUACACCAAAGGUAUGUACCAACAUUUUGAUGAUUCACACUGACACAAAGUGUUGGUGCAUUAACAAAAAUUUACACUGACA
This is a messenger RNA of Cuscuta campestris, 1277 nucleotides long. NCBI's taxonomy places the organism in Eukaryota, Viridiplantae, Streptophyta, Magnoliopsida, Solanales, Convolvulaceae. The record is from the annotation of a GenBank genome assembly.